Molecule: messenger RNA, 1489 nt
Organism: Ostrea edulis (European flat oyster)
Lineage: Eukaryota; Metazoa; Mollusca; Bivalvia; Ostreida; Ostreidae
Product: melanocyte-stimulating hormone receptor-like
Exons: 1
Coding region: 371-1372 (333 amino acids)
Biological process (GO): G protein-coupled receptor signaling pathway
Cellular component (GO): membrane
Molecular function (GO): G protein-coupled receptor activity
Source: RefSeq, a predicted model, not a curated record
UUUUUUCUGGUUUUGUUUUUCCUUCAAAGACAUUUUGUCGAGGAAAUCAACAAUCAAUCUCCGAGGAAUUCGCCCAAUCAUCAUCAUUUGCAAUUUGGAUGCGCAGACAUGUUAUAUUUUCACGCGAGGGGGCACGUAGUAGCAGGAACCGUACACGAUAUGACGUGUCCUCUGUCAGACACAGAAACUGAUGAUGUUGUGGAUAAUUAUCACGGAUAGAUACAGGAAAACUAUUCUACAUUAUUCCCGGAGAAUUAGACCAUUAUGUUUAUGGGCGCUGGUGAUAUUUUAGAAUACCUGUUGGAUUGGAAUGUAAUCUUGUGCUUAAAACAACGGGAGAAAGGAAUUGGUUUCUUAGAAUGAAUUGAGGAUGCUGACAGAAUUUACCACCGUUUCUAAUGUUAGCGUGAUAAAACUUGAAAAUGACACCUGCAGGAAAAUUCCUUUUUCGGAUGAAUGGCGGACCCUGUUCGACACGGCUACUUCUAUUGGCGUGAUAUUAGCCCUGACCAGCCUACUGGGCAACAUCUUCACCAUUGUGCAGACCAGGAUAAACAAGGUCUUACACACCCCCACCUACACGGCUAUUCUAUGUUUGGCGAUAUCGGAUAGUAUUGCCGUGGUUCUCAGAUUUAUCAAAUUCCGGGCCAAUUAUCUCUAUGCCCUGGUCUUCCAUUGCAUAGACCAGAAGGCCAAAGUAUUCGACGCAUUCGUUGGGAUUUUUGCGUUCGCUUCCUUAAACGCUUCUUGUUACCAUCUCGUUAUGCUAAGUGCGAUGCGGUAUUAUAUCGUGGCUCAUCCUCUAAAAAGUUACAGUGUGGUGACGUCAAGGAGAAUAGUAGUGUAUUCAAUUUUUUGUUGGACUUGUAGUGGUGUUAUUGGAGCCAUAUACGGGUUAAAGGUCGCUAUGAAUACCGGAUUUAUUGGAAAAGCCAUGUCUACUAAGACUUCGCUAAUUAUAGAGAUCGCGUGUGUGUUUUACCUUCUCGCUAUAACAUUAAUUCCAUGUUUGACUCUGCAUGUCAUGAAAAUUCGAAAAAUGCAUACCUAUAUGACAGUGCGCCAUCGCCAAGAGAGGAAGAUGCACACGAUGAUGGUCGCCAUUAGUGUGACGACAGUCGUCUGCCUGACUGCCGUGCUCGCCUUCUGCUUACAUUUCUAUGUUGACGGACACGAGCCGUUCUACCUCUCCAACGUCGCACAGAGUCUGUUCUUUGUCAACCAUGCAGCUCAUCCUAUUUUUUAUUUCUUGUUUUCUGGAGUGUCAAGGAACAGCCGUUGUCGAAAACGGGAAAAUGGUUCGUUUGACAGCAGUUCCGGAAGUCGUUUGCAAUCGACAAGACUUCGUACCUUCCACAGAGAAGAGUCGUAACUCCUCGUCGUAAAUUUCUUCAUUUCCGUGGAAUCAUCGUUCAUUAAUAAGGUUCACGAGUAUUCAUUUUAUGUAUUUUGUAAGAUGCAUUCUUAUAUUAAACGUACUGUAAUAUUA